UUUAUAAACACCGGCGGCAGAGGACUCUCUUCCGUUCUCUUCCCCACAAAAUUGAUACAAUACAGGUGAUAAACCCCCAAAAUCCCAAAUCCCCCACAAAUCUUCAAACCCUAAUGACCGACCCUUCUAGGCCCGUCACCGGCUACCCAGCCACGCCCUACGCCCAGCCUAACGGCGGCCACCCCUACUCCAGCUACCCCACCUACGCCCAACCUCAAGGUCCCUACUCCAACGCCUAUGCCGCACGCGCCACCUUCAUCCGCCGCUUCGUCGGCGCCAUGAUCGCCCUCUUCGUCAUCGUCGGCUGCAUCAUGCUUGUGAUUUGGCUCGUCCUCCGCCCCAAGGUCCCCGACUUCCGAGUCGACUCUCUCUCACUCACCAACUUCAACGUCUCCUCCUCCUCCCAGUCCCUGAGCGGCACGUGGUCCGUCGGCUUCUCCGUCUACAACCCCAACAAGAAGCUCAGCAUCCGAUACGAGGAGGUCGUUUCUUCCAUUUUCUACCGGAACGGCUUCAUAUCGGAGACUCGUGUUCAGCCGUUCGCUCAGGGGACGAAGGAUCGCAAUUUCGUGAACGCCACUUUCUCGGCGGCGAAUUCGUUCGUGGACGCCCCCGUGGUUCGCGGGAUAGAGGUGGACAGGGGACGCGGGACGGUGAGCUUUAACGUGAAGGUUUUGGCGAGGGUCCAGUUUCGGAAUGGCGGGUGGAGGCUGAGGCGGCGGCUGCUGAGGGUUUUGUGCCGUGAUGUGGCGGUUUCGGUGUCUUCCAAUAGCGGGUCGGGUAAGCUGGCUGGUGGAUCAAGAGAUUGCCAGGUUGCUGUUUGAAAACGGAGGACUGCGAUUGGUGUUAAUGGUAUUUCCAUCUCUCACGUUUUUCAGAUUAAAGUCUUUGGAAUUGUCUAAAAUUUAGAAUCUAGAAACGUGGUGUUGUACGAUUACUAAGAUGAGUAUAUGAGUUUACGUUCAGCUGCUGUAUAUGUUUUAACUUCAAUUCUUUUCUUGUUUUUGCUUA
Messenger RNA from Pyrus x bretschneideri (Chinese white pear), 1011 nucleotides. RefSeq lists its product as uncharacterized. Bases 114 to 824 code for a protein of 236 amino acids. Gene Ontology annotation, cellular component: plasma membrane. The transcript has a single exon. Lineage: Eukaryota; Viridiplantae; Streptophyta; Magnoliopsida; Rosales; Rosaceae. The record is from RefSeq and is a predicted model, not a curated record.